This is a messenger RNA of Ilex paraguariensis (yerba mate), 1110 nucleotides long. Lineage: Eukaryota; Viridiplantae; Streptophyta; Magnoliopsida; Aquifoliales; Aquifoliaceae. The record is from the annotation of a GenBank genome assembly.
AUGAUUGGGUGGGAAGAUUUUUACAAGGUGGUGGUGGCCAUGGUGCCACUCUACGUGCCUCUGGUUUUAGGGUAUGGCUCUGUGAAGUGGUGGCACAUGUUUACACCUGAACAGUGCGAUGCCAUAAACCUCUUUGCCAGCUAUUUCAUCAUCCCUCUCUUCAACUUCGAGUUCACUUCCCAUGUCAAUCCGUUUAAAAUGAAUUAUCUCUUCAUCGCGGCUGACGUCAUUUCCAAGUCUCUUGUUCUCUUAGCUCUUGCCUUAUGGGCAAAUUGCAGUGGCCAUGGAACCUAUUCUUGGUCCAUCACAAGCUUCUCUUUAUCUACAAUAAAUAACACUUUGGUUGUUGGGGUUCCUCUAAUGAAAGCCAUGUAUGGCCAGAUGGGUAUGGAUCUUGUUAUCCAGUCCUCAGUGAUGCAGUCUACUUUAUGGCUUAUGGUCAUACUGUUCAUGUUAGAAUUGAGACGUACCAGGAUUGGUUUUUCGACAAAUAAGAUAACCAGAGACUCUGACGAUGUUCACGAAGAAUCAGCUGGGAAAGAUUUGGAAGGAAGCACCAACUUCGUGGUGAGAGAAAAUCCAUCUUUCCGGUUGAUGAUGAAGAUAGUGUGGCUAAAACUAGCCAAGAACCCUAACUCUUAUGCCUGUAUUCUUGGCCUCGCUUGGGCUUUUGUAUCAAACAGGUGGCAUCUUAAAAUGCCGAGCAUAGUGGAAGGAUCCAUAUUGAUCCUGUCAAGAGCUGGGGCUGGAGCUAGCAUGUUUAGUAUGGGGUUGUUCAUGGCUUUGCAAGAAAAUAUAAUCGCCUGUGGUGCUAGCUUGACUAUGUUUGGGAUGAUUUUGAGAUUUGUUGGCGCACCAGCCACCAUGGCUAUUGGUUCUUUUGCCGUAGGCUUGCGAGGUGAUGUAUUAAGUGUUUCUAUAAUCCAGGCAGCAUUGCCACAGGCCGUCAUCUCCUUCCUUUUUGCCAAAGAGUAUGGCUUGCAUGCAAAUGUACUGAGCACAGUGGUCAUCUUCGGCACAAUUGUGUCCCUUCCUGUGUUAAUUGCUUAUUACGGGACUUCAUUUGGGAUGUAUAUUGGAGGAGUUCAGAAUAUUCCUGUGCAUGAUUAG